Mustela erminea (ermine) is the source of this 2109-nucleotide messenger RNA. RefSeq names its product zinc finger protein 511 (gene ZNF511). The record is from RefSeq and is a predicted model, not a curated record. The coding region runs from base 61 to 843 and encodes 260 amino acids. Lineage: Eukaryota; Metazoa; Chordata; Mammalia; Carnivora; Mustelidae. The transcript is spliced from 6 exons.
GCCCCGCCCCGCCCGGCGGACGGUGGCCGACAGGUUGCGCGGCCGCCGGCGCGCAGAGCGAUGCAGCUGCCACCCGCGCUGCGCUCCCGUCUGCUGGGGGCACCCGGGGCGGCUAAGCCGCUGCCUGUGGAGCGGGACCCCGCGGCCGGGGCCCCGCCCUUCCACUUCGCGGCGCGGCGGGUGCGCUUCCCGCGGGACCACGAGUUCUUCGAGGACGGGGAUGUGCAGCGACACCUCUACCUCCAGGACGUGCUCACGCAGGUGACAGAGUCGCCCGAGAGGCCCAGGGUGCCCGAGUUCACCUGCCAGGCGGCGGGGUGCUGCCAGGUGUUCGACUCGCUGGAGAACUACGAGCACCACUACCACACCCUGCACAGAAACGUCUGCUCCUUCUGCGGACGGGCCUUCCCGUCCGUCCACCUGCUGGACGUCCACAUCCUGGAGUGGCACGACUCGCUGUUCCAGAUCCUGUCGGAGCGGCAGGACAUGUACCAGUGCCUGGUGGAGGGCUGCGCGGAGAGGUUCCGGAGCGGCGGAGACCGGAAGGAGCACCUGGUGCGGCGGCACCUGUACCCCGCGGACUUCCGGUUCGACCGGCCGAAGAGGAGCGGAGGCCCAGCCACGCCCGGGGCCGCCGUCCAGGACUCGGCCGAAGCUCUGGGGGAGGGCGAGGAGCAGUCCGGAGGGGACGCCAUGGAAGUCUGCCCCGAGCGCGCAGCCCCCCGCCCCGAACCUGUGGGCCAGCGGCGGACGUCCAGCCACAGAAUACCUUCUACCAUCUGUUUCGGUCAAGGUGCGUCACGAGGAUUUAAAAGCACCAAGAAAAGAAAGGAACACCAGUGACAAUAUGGACAGAGCCACAAGCCUCCCAGCAGACCCCGGGGCGCAGCUGCCUUUGGCAGGAUGCAGUGUCCGUGGUGCGGCUUCUCUUGCCUUCUGGUGCGGCCACACUAGAACUUGGGCCUUUGCGACCCUUGAUGCCAGUCCCUUGAUGGACCAUCGUGUGACCGCAGAAGCACAGACAGGCCCACCGUUUCCAGAAGUGGCCCCAACACGUGGUCUGGGGAAUGAAAUGGGGGCCACCAUCCUGCUUCCCUCUGCAGGGCUGGGAUGCUGAGCUUUGUAAACUCGUAAACCCUUGCCUCUGGCAGUCUCCGGUCGUCACCUGUGCAUUGUUGGGCUGGGGACAGGGAGAGCUGCCCGAGGCUGAUCUGUUCUGUGUGCUCCAUCUCAGGAAGAUUUACGAAGUGGCAGACCCCCGGGGGUGAGGGCAGCACGUGGCACUGAGUUGCUGAUGGUUGUGGCUUGGCGAGAGGCUCCUGGGUCACCCAUCCACCACAUCCGUGAUGGGACCUGAUGGGUCUGGUGAGAACCAGGGACAGCUUGUGUGCCUCAGCAGGGUCGCCUGGUGCCGCAGAGGGCAGUGCAGCCGGGGUGGUUUCUCCAAGGAAAGACUGUGAUGGUGCACAGGAGGGAGGGGGCUUUGGCCGGAGCUCCAGUGCCUGGCCAGUCGUGCCCGGCAGCAACGGGGCAGAGUUGUUGCACGCUCUCACAGAUGAGCUAAGGUCGCCAUUGGGAAAGUGGCUCUGGAAGCACCCAAACAGAAGCAGCGGCAUCCGUCGGGGCUCUCAGGGCCUGGCUGAGUGGGGGCCCAACAGCGGGGUCUCUCUCCACGGCCCCGUCCCCAUCGUGCGUGCACCUGGGGCACGCCUGGGCUGGCGGCUGGCUGGCUCCGGGUCAGCAGCAGGAGGGUGGGGCUCCAGCCUGUCCUUUCCAGGCUCUGGGCUUGGCCAGAGGCAGCUGGUGGCCAUCUGUGGCUCUCCUGGCCUGGAGGCUGCUGCCCCAGCUCCUGCUGAGCCACACCCGUCGCUCUCCGGAGUCUGGGGCAAAGGGACUGUCAGGGCUGGCAUGUCACACCAGAUGUUCACGCAGUAAAAGCUCUAACUUAAGGGAAAAGUCCAAAACCUAAAGCACAGGUCCUGGAACAUCAGCAAGAGACCUAGUGUACACUUCGUGGGUUGGGGGGUGGCGGUGUCCAGCCGUGGCUAGGGGCGAUGUGGCAGGGCUGCCCCAGAGUCCCUUCUUUGGCUCUUGAAAAGCACAACAUGG